AUGGGCGGCAACGAGGUGGAAGAGGUGGUCCUGAGGCCGACCACGCCCGAAGAAGCGCGCCAAGAUGCCGAAAAGGCGCCGAUCCAGGAAAAGGUCGUCUCCGGCAGCGAGGCCUUUCACGAGGCGCUCCUCAAGGAGCCGCCGCGGCCGUGGGCGCCGCGCAUGGUCAUGGUCUACCUCUUCUCCGUCGUCGGCUUUCUGUGCUCAACCAUGAACGGCUAUGACGCCUCGCUCAUCAACAACCUGCUGCAGAACCACGACUUUCAGGCGACGCACGACGUGGGCCGCGACGGUCUCGGCGCGGGCAUCGUCGCCGCCAUGUACCAGAUUGGCGGCGUCGCCGUACUGCCCCUCGUCGGCCCCGUCAUCGACCGCUUCGGCCGCCGCGCCGGCAUGGCCCUCGGUGCCGCCCUCGUCAUCAUCGGCACCGUCGUCCAGGGCACCUCCACCUCGUCCCCGCACCGCGACGGUCUCGGCCAGUUCAUGGGCGGUCGCUUCCUGCUUGGCUUCGGCGUCGGCCUCGCCGCGUCAGCCGGCCCCAUGUACGUCGUCGAGAUCAACCACCCGGCAUAUCGCGGCGUUGUUGGCGCCAUCUACAACUGCCUAUGGCUCGCCGGUGCCAUUCUCGCCGCUGGUGCCGCCCGCGGCAGCCUCGCCGUCUCCGCCGCCUUUUCCUGGCGCCUCAUCACCUGGCUGCAGUGCCUCUUCGCCGGCGUCGUCCUGGUCCUGUGCCCGCUGCUGCCCGAGUCCCCGCGCUGGCUGUACGUCCACGGAGCGCCGGACAAAGCCCGCUCUUUUCUUGUCCGCUACCACGGCGUCGGCGACGAGGCGUCUGUGUGGCCCGCCCUGCAGAUGCGCGAGUACGAGGCGGCGCUGCGGCUCGACGGCGCCGACAAGCGCUGGUACGACUACAGCGCUCUCUUCCGCGACCGCCCCGCCGCGUACCGCCUCGUCUGUAGCAUCUCCGUCGCCGCGCUCGCCCAGUGGCUCGGCAACGCCGUCCUCAGCUACUUUCUCGGCUCCGUCCUCUACAAUGCCGGCUACACGGAGCCCAUCCAGCAGAGCAACAUUACCCUCAUCAACAAUGUCAUACAGUUUGUGUGCGCCUGCUGCGGCGCCGUGCUUGUGGACCGCGUCGGCCGUCGGCCACUUCUCCUCUUUUCCUUUUCGGCCUGCACUGUCGUAUGGCUCGGCAUGACGAUUGCCUCGUCGCGGUUCGCCGCUUCCUAUGCCGGCGAGACGGCCAACGGCGUCCCCAUCUACACGGACGCGAAUGCGUCCCGCGCAUGCCUCGCCAUGAUCUUUCUUUUUGGCGCCGUCUUUUCCAUAGGCGUCACACCUCUCCAAGGGCUUUACAUUGUCGAGGUGCUGUCCUUUGAGCAACGCGCCAAAGGUAUGGCCUUUGGCAAUCUUGCCGUCAACGCGGCCAGCCUUCUCAACCAGUUUGCCUGGCCAGUGAGCAUGGCCAAGAUUGGAUGGCGCACAUACAUCAUCUUUAUCAUUUGGGACGCCAUCAUGACCGUCUGGGUAUAUUUUGUCUUGCCCGAAACCAAGGGCCGAACGCUCGAAGAAUUGGACGAGAUUUUUGCAGCCAAAAAUCCAGUCAAAGUAUCGAUUGCGAAGAAGAAGCUCACUGUCACGCAGCAAGGCGACGUUGUAAAAGUCGCGGAAGCAUGA
Molecule: messenger RNA, 1677 nt
Organism: Beauveria bassiana ARSEF 2860
Lineage: Eukaryota; Fungi; Ascomycota; Sordariomycetes; Hypocreales; Cordycipitaceae
Product: lactose permease
Exons: 3
Coding region: 1-1677 (558 amino acids)
Biological process (GO): carbohydrate transport; transmembrane transport
Cellular component (GO): membrane
Molecular function (GO): carbohydrate:proton symporter activity
Source: RefSeq, a predicted model, not a curated record